AACCAAGUUUGAUUCGAGCGACCCAAGAACGUCAAGAGUUAUGACAGUGCGCGAUUUGCCAGUGUCGAUAGAAAGGAAGAGUAUCAAUGUUAUGAAAUGUGGUUGCGGGGAAUAGUGACGUAUUUGGGGUGGUGAAAUCUGUAACAAUGCGAUCCAAUCACGGUUUAACUAUACCGUUCACUUGUCGAUGGAAGAUGAAAUCCUAUUCUGAGCAAGAAACAAGUUGCUUCAACACGGACGAAUCGCGCAGUUGACGCGCUCGUCGGUGCGAGUCAAAGAGGUUAUCGUGGUUUAAGCGAGCUGGAGUGGACCGGAGCGUGAAUGUGUUGCAAGAGGCGAGCACGUUGCCGUCGUCGUCGUCGUCGUGGUCGUCGUCGCCGUCGCCGCCGUCGUACUAUGAAAACGACAGUGAUGCUCGAUCAGGCCGCGUCACUCGACGUAGGACAAAGAUUCCCGUGAUGUGUCCGCACGAGGUUAUCCGGUCAAGGCAAGAAGUAGUGGAAAGAAAGCAGGGCAAAAAGAAGGAAGGAGGUGCCGCCGGUUUGAAUACGCCGGCAUGUUAGAUUGCGGUGGCAUAAAGCCCUCGCUCUCUUGCUCCUUGGAAAAUGAACUCCAUGUUAUAUACUCUUUAUGGGUUCGCAAUAUUUUUCAUGAUAUUCUGGUCAGGUAUGUGGAUGGUUCACUUGCUGGCAUUGAUUGCUGGUCGUUGGAAGUUGCAUCGGAAGAUGAAUCAGGCGCCGAGCUACGAGACACCGCUGCCAGGGGUAUCUGUGAUAAAACCCCUGAUGGGGGUUGACCCAAAUCUAUUCGGUAACCUCGAGACCUUUUUCACCAUGGAGUAUCCCCGAUAUGAGCUCCUGUUUUGUGUCGAGGAUGAUUCCGAUCCCGUGCUGAUGCUGGUGCACAAGCUCGUCGAGAAGUAUCCGGAAGUCGAGGCCACGCUCUUCGUCGGUGGUUGUAAAGUAGGGGUGAAUCCAAAGAUCAACAACAUGCAGCCGGCGUACGAAGCCGCUAAGUACGAACUCGUGCUGAUCAGCGACAGUGGCAUACGCAUGAAGGAGGACACUCUACUAGAUAUGGUCUAUCAUAUGACGGAUAAAGUGGCUUUGGUUCAUCAGAUGCCGUUUACCUGUGACCGCGAAGGUUUCGCUGCCGCAUACGAAAAGAUCUUCUUCGGUACGGUGCAGUCACGGAUGUACCUGGCUGCGGAUAUGCUCAGGAUAAACUGUCAUACCGGUAUGUCAGCACUCCUGAAAAAAUUCACAUUGGACGAGGUCGGUGGUCUAAAAGCAUUCGGCAUUUAUCUGGCAGAGGAUUUUUUUUAUGCGAAAUCAUUGACUGACCGCGGCUGGCGCAUCACAGUCUCCUCGCAGCCGGCGCUACAGAACAGUGGCCACUGUGCGGUUGAUUCCUUCCAAGCGCGACUACGACGAUGGGCUAAAUUGAGGGUAGCAAUGCUGCCUACCACCAUUGUUCUCGAACCGUUGAGUGAAUGCCUCGUUCUAGGUGGGUUCGCUUCCUGGGCGGCCAGCGUCUUGUUCGAGUGGGAUUCUUUAGUUUUUUAUUUGGUACACAUACUUUUGUGGUUUAUGUUCGAUUGGACGUUACUGUGUGUAGUGCAAAACGGUCCGCUGCCUUUUAACAAACUUGAGUUUGUGUGUGGUUGGUUGCUCAGCGAAAUCACGAGACCGUACCUUUUCCUUCAGGCUGUCUUGGAUCCUCUCAUACAGUGGCGUUCACGUGUUUACAAGCUCAAAUGGGGUGGCGUCGCUGAGGAAGUUAAGGCGAAAGUCAAAUAUUAAAAAUUCAUGCGUGAGUGUAUACGUACAUGCG
Messenger RNA from Trachymyrmex cornetzi, 1833 nucleotides. RefSeq names its product ceramide glucosyltransferase (gene GlcT). Gene Ontology annotation, cellular component: membrane. Bases 606 to 1802 code for a protein of 398 amino acids. Gene Ontology annotation, molecular function: ceramide glucosyltransferase activity. The transcript has a single exon. Gene Ontology annotation, biological process: glucosylceramide biosynthetic process. Lineage: Eukaryota; Metazoa; Arthropoda; Insecta; Hymenoptera; Formicidae. The record is from RefSeq and is a predicted model, not a curated record.